AUGGCAGAUGGGAAUAUGAUUGAUGUCAGGACAAAGAAGUAUGCCAAGACAGGUCUAAAGCCAAGGGAAUUCACUGAUGAAUUCCUACAAUCAGUCUCUCUUUAUUUAAGGCAGACAGAGAGGUCAUAUGCAGCAGCACUCAACAUUUCACAUGUCACUUUGCACUACUUGAAGAAAAAGGGAAGGUUGAGAACACACACAACAAGUUGCAAACCAGCACUUACAGCAAAUCACAAGAUAGCUAGAAUGAAGUGGGUUUUAAGUCAUAUAAACCCUGUUGAAGGAAAUCAGGACCCCAGUUUUGAAGACAUGAGUUAUGCCAUUCACAUAGAUGAGAAAUGGUUCUACUUGAACCCUGACAAAAGGAGGUUUUAUCUCCUUCCAAGUGAAGAGGAUCCAUACAUGGCACAACAGUCAAGAAGAUUCAAGUUAAAGGCAAUGUUCAUGGCCAUUAUUGGUAAGCCAUUGUAUGGCAUAAAUGGUGAACUACUACAUGAUGGAAAGUAUGGGAUUUUCCCAUUCACAGUCCAAGACAAAGCAAAGAAAUCAAGCAAGAACAGAGCAGCAGUAACAAUGGUGACAAGGGCCCUUCAGAAUGUAAACAGGGAGGUCAUAAGGGACAUGUUACUUAACAAAGUAAUUCCAGCAAUCAAGGAUAAAUGGCCUGAAAGUCUGCCUAAAAAUGUUGUCAUACAAUGGGACAUGCAAGGCCACAUCAAAUACCAAGAGAUGAAGAGUCUUUUCAGGUCUAUCCAGUCCUUACAGUAUCAAUCUUUUCCUAACAAUCUUGAUGAGCUAGUUGAGAAGAAAGAGAUAGUGCUAGAGGCUGUAGAGUACUUGAACACAAUGUUCAGACCAGCACCAGAAGAGACUCAUGCAGCAGCAGAGGACAUGGAGGUGGAUGCAAAUUAG
Chenopodium quinoa (quinoa) is the source of this 912-nucleotide messenger RNA. RefSeq lists its product as uncharacterized. NCBI's taxonomy places the organism in Eukaryota, Viridiplantae, Streptophyta, Magnoliopsida, Caryophyllales, Amaranthaceae. The record is from RefSeq and is a predicted model, not a curated record. The coding region runs from base 1 to 912 and encodes 303 amino acids. Gene Ontology annotation, molecular function: nucleic acid binding. The transcript has 3 exons.